Messenger RNA from Sitophilus oryzae (rice weevil), 1170 nucleotides. RefSeq lists its product as uncharacterized. NCBI's taxonomy places the organism in Eukaryota, Metazoa, Arthropoda, Insecta, Coleoptera, Curculionidae. Bases 1 to 1170 code for a protein of 389 amino acids. Gene Ontology annotation, molecular function: DNA binding. The transcript is spliced from 2 exons. Gene Ontology annotation, cellular component: nucleus. The record is from RefSeq and is a predicted model, not a curated record.
AUGGAUUACGACCAAAAAUACGAUGACAUUUCACCAGUGGAUUCACCAAGUCAAGUUGAAACAAACAUACAAUAUGAUGAAGAAUUUUUAAAUGAGUUAAUAAAUUCUUUAAAUCAAGUAGAAAGUGAAAGUGUAAACCAAGUGCAACCGGAUUUACAACAUUGUCAAGAUUUGGAUAUGUUGGAAAUGCCUACUGAAAGUGUUGUGCGAGAAAUUGAACCGGAUUUACGACAAUGUCAAGAUUUGGAUAUGUUGGAAAUACCUACGGAAAGUGCAGUGCGCGAAAUUCAACCGGAUUUACAACAAUGUCAAGAUUUGGAUAUGUUAGAAAUGUGUACGGAAAGUGUUGUGCGCGAAAUUCAACCGGAUAUACAACAAUGUCAAGAUUUGUCACAAAUAAAGCCGAACAAAGUUGUGACGGCCUUAGGCAAGCGCUAUGUUUAUAAAAGGACUUACGCAGAUAGGGGAGAAACAACUACGGUUCUCGGUUGCAUUUGUGAUGAUGGCUCCUUUAUCCCCCCUCUAGUAAUUUUCAAAGGUGUGCGUUGGAAUCCCGACUUAGCCCGUGGAGCCAUUCCUAACACAAUAAUAAAACUGUCACCGAAAGGCUGGAUAAACUCGGACAUUUUCUUAGAAUGGUUCCAGUUUUUUAUUAAUUCUGUACCACAAGAAAGACCUCUAAUUCUUUUGAUGGAUUCUCAUGCUUCACAUUUGUCUUUGGCUGUCUUAGAACUAGCAAAGCAAAAUGAUCUUCACCUCUUCACUUUUCCAGCGCACACAAGUCAUCUUCUUCAGCCCCUCGAUGUGGGCGUUUAUCGACCCCUAAAAUCCGCCUGGACGAACUGCUUAAAUGAUCACAUGAAAGAAAAAAACGACGAAAAACCCAGCCGCUAUUAUUUUAACGAACUUUUUGCUGUAGCAAUGAUUAAAAGUUUUACCCCCAAUAGUAUUGAACAUGUUCGGAAAAGUGGAAUCAGUUCUUUAAAUAAAGAAGCUAUCUUGUCCGAAGCUAUAGCCCCUUCAAAGUUAACAGAGACUCGUUUGAAUGAUCAAUCAAUUACUAAAAAUGAGUAUCUUGUUCCUUCUGAUCCCCUUUUGGAGAAAUUCAGCGCCGACAAUUUUUUUACUGCCUUCUGCAAGUUUGGCCAGCAAAGUAACACGACGGACUAA